UGCAAGCACAGCAACGCAUUUCGCUGGAGCAUCACAAGACAGAUGACAUGAGGAAUAGUGUCUUGUUUUCAUUCAGUUAUAUUAAUGAUAAUUCGCGUACAGAAAGUUUUAUAUAAAUACUCUGUAAACCAACACCUUAUAGUUUACAUAAAGUCCGUCGUUUCUUUUGUUAGGGAUAAACGCUAAUAUUAGCUAGCUAACUGGUGUGCAACUCAGAACAACAAACGCUAACAUUAGCUUCUGCAACAAAAGACAUCUUUCUUAGGUCAAAGUCUGGCAAAAUGGCUUUAUCGGAGACAGGGAAUGGUGGUGAAGGAGGAGAGUCGGACGCUAUUGUCCAAACUUGUCUGUUAGGGGGCUUCAGUGAGAGCGGCGAGACCCGAGCUCUGAUCUCCAGCCUGGCGGAGGUCCACGGAGACACGGUGACAACAGAGUCCGCCACGCAGAGGUUCUUAGUGAUAAUGAACAGAUAUCAAGAGCAGCCUCAUCUGCUGGACCCUCACUUAGAAUGGAUGUUUAACAUGAUACUGGAAUUCAUAAGGAGUGAAAAGUCUCCCCCUUCACUCGUUCAUUUGAGCUUCAAGUUUCUCUACAUCAUCUGUAAGGUGAGAGGCUAUAAAAUCUUCAUGCAGCUUUUUCCUCAUGAGGUAGCCGAUGUCCAGCCAGUUCUGGAUCUAUUAUUCAGGCAGGAUCCCAAGGACACUGAGACUUGGGAAACUCGCUACAUGCUGUUGCUGUGGCUGUCCAUGACCUGCCUCAUACCCUUUGACCUUUCUCGUCUGGAUGGACAUCUGGAGUCUGAUUCUGGCAAGGCCAGAGAGUCUACCAUGGACCGCAUUCUAGCUAUUGCAAAGUCUUAUCUAGUUGUCAGUGAUAGUCCCAGGGAUGCUGCGUCUGUACUGGUAUCAAAGUUUAUAACACGCCCUGAUGUGAAACAGAAACGUCUCAAAGACUUUUUGGACUGGAACCUCACCACUAUAUCCCAGACAAAUGACCAGUCAAUGAGAGAAAUUAUGGUACUGGAUGGUGCUCUGCAGUCUCUGGCAAAGCUCUUCAAACAUGGAAAACGAGAUGACCUCCUGCAGUAUGCUCCUACAAUUUUGCAGUGUCUGGAGCAGAAACAUCUAUCAGAGAGCAGCCAGGCCAUGCUGAGGAAGCUUGGUGUCAAACUAAUCCAGAGGCUCGGCCUCACCUUCCUGAAGCCACGUUUGGCCACUUGGAGGUACCAGAGAGGUAGCCGCUCCCUUGCAGCAAACCUUGCUAUGUCCCAAUCUGCUACAGCCACUGCUGAAGUGGAGACACAAGAACAGGAGGAGGACUAUGACAUUCCUGAGGAAGUGGAGACAGUUAUUGAGCAUCUGCUGGUGGGACUGAAAGAUAAGGAAACAAUCGUGCGUUGGUCUGCAGCAAAGGGCAUUGGGAGGGUGACUGGAAGGCUCCCCAAGGAGCUGGCAGAUGAGGUGGUUGGAUCAGUGCUGGACUGCUUCAGCUUCCAGGAAACAGACAAUGCUUGGCAUGGAGGCUGCCUGGCACUGGCAGAACUUGGUAGGAGAGGACUGCUGCUGCCUUCCAGAUUGACAGAUGUUGUGCCGCUCAUCAUCAAGUCCCUGACCUACGAGGAAAAGAGGGGAGCAUGUAGUGUCGGUUCCAAUGUGCGUGACGCUGCCUGCUAUGUGUGCUGGUCUUUCGCCAGGGCUUAUGAACCCAAGGAGCUCGAGCCUUUUGUCACUCAGAUUGCCAAUGCUCUGCUGAUCACAGCUGUGUUUGAUCGAAACGUCAACUGCCGCAGAGCCGCCUCCGCUGCUUUCCAGGAGAAUGUCGGCAGACAGGGGACAUUUCCUCAUGGUAUUGACAUCGUAACUGCAGCAGACUACUAUGCUGUUGGGAAUCUCAACAACUGCUAUCUGAACAUUAGUGUUUACAUAGCAAGUUUUCCAGAGUAUACCAAAGCUAUGAUAGACCACUUGGUAGCCAUGAAGAUCAACCACUGGGAUGUUGUGAUCCGAGAGCUCGCCACUAAAGCACUCCACAACCUGACGCCUCAAGCACCUGAUUAUAUGGCAACUACAGUUUUGCCACAACUGUUGCCCAUGGCAGUGGCUAUUGACCUUCAUGGUCGCCAUGGAGCCAUCCUGGCAUGUGCAGAGAUCACACACGCUCUGUACAAACUGGGCCUUCAGACAAACAGGACUGUGUUGGACAUAAUUUCUUCAGAAUGCGUGGACGCAUUAAAAAACAUUCACCAGAGGCUACAAGACAGAAAACAAUACAGGGGUUUUGGUGGAGAGCUGAUGAGGCCAGCAAUGUGUGGUCUGAUAGAAAGGUUGUCCCUGUCCAAAAUGCCUUUCAAGGAUGACCCCGUAAUCACUGGCUGGCAAUGGCUUAUUGACGACACCAUAAAGAGUCUUCAUCUCUUUUCAAGUGGUGCGAAGGAUGGCAUCAUGGUUUCUGUGGUAUCUGCCUUGUCCGCACUAUGUGAGGAGUACUACCAGGCCCAGCCAGGCCAAGCUGACUCAGAAAUGCAGACUGUCCUGGUAUCUCAGUACACUGAAGGGCUGAAGAGUCCACAGAUUCUCACCCGUUGUGGAUCUGCCCUUGCCCUUGGCUGUCUGCCAAGAUUUAUGAUCCAUAGCAAACUGAAACAGAUCCUAGAUGGCCUUCAGCAGAUGUGCAUUGUCAGUCAGAAAGAAGGGAAUUUUACAGAGGCAAGGAGAGAUGCAGUCAGAGCAAUUGCUCAGGUGUGUAUGAAGGCGGGUGCUUGCGCCAGUGGCUCUACAGACUCUGCCCUGUGCUCGGAGAAUGUAGCAGAAGUAUACGGUGCCCUGCUCAAUGGUAUGAAUGAUUAUACAACAGACAGCAGAGGGGACGUAGGGGCAUGGGUGAGAGAAGCAGCAAUGACUAGUCUGAUGGAUGUGACUAUGCUGGUGGCUAGCAGUGCUCCAGAGAUCCUUUUGCCAGACCUGGUGAAGUGUAUGAUGUGCUGCUUGGCCCAGCAGGCAGCCGAGAAGAUUGACCGCUACAGAGCUCAUGCCGGCAACAUCUUCCUGCACCUCCUCCACAGCACCGAGCCUGCAGUACCUCACAUCCCCCACCGGGAGGAGCUGCUAAACAUCUUUCCUGUGGAGGCCACAACCAGUCUGAACUGGAACGCUCCAUCUCAAGCUUUCCAGUAUAUCACCCAGCUGCUGGGGCUGCCACAGUAUCAGUACCACACCCUGCUGGGUCUCACCGUGUCUGUGGGAGGGAUCACUGAGUCCACAGUGCAUUUUUCUUCCCAAUCAUUGUUUGACUACCUGAAAGGGAUUCAGGACGAUAGUGCUGCCCUGUCACAGUUCGGAGAUACAUUGCUGAGCAUCUUCAGAGACAAUCUCCGCAAUGACAGAGUAUCUAUUCCUUUUCUGAAGAUGCUCAAUCAGAUGCUCGCUAACAGCUGCUUUGAAAUCUUCACCACACAAGAGAAUCACCAGUUCUGUGUGGACCUUUUGACUCUUUGCAAAGAAAUCAAGAAGUCCAAAAACAUUUCCAAGCUACGCGCCUGUGUAGCUGUCUUCUGUGGGCUGAUCCAGUUCCAGGGUGAGGUGAGGAAGAAAGUUUUGUCCCAGCUGCUGAUGCUACUCUGCCAUUCCUUCCCUGUGAUCAGAAAGACCACGGCCAGCCAGAUGUAUGAGAUGCUGCUGACCUACGAUGAUGUCAUCGAUCCAGAGGUUUUGGAUGACGUCAUGACCCUGCUCAGUGAUACUAAUUGGGAGAGUGACCUUGCCACAGUGCGGACCCACAAGAAUCAACUUUGUGAUUGGUUGGGAGUCCCCAAGCCACAGUUGGUCGCCAAGCAGAGCCCUGCCCAGGUUUCCUGAUCACCUGUGGCUGUGAAAACCAGCUGCAAAUGACGUAGGUGAACAACAUCUUGUAAGAAUUAAGAACGGACUCCGAGUGCUGCUCUUCUGAAGCUGUCUUAUAUCAGUUGGUCUGCCGUAUGCCAGAAAACAAUACAUGGAAUGAAUUUCAAUCUGGAAGAAAUCUGGAAGUUACAUGACAAUAAAACAUUGAAAACGAAAA
Thunnus maccoyii (southern bluefin tuna) is the source of this 4056-nucleotide messenger RNA. It is a transcript of the gene tbcd, whose product is annotated as tubulin folding cofactor D. Gene Ontology annotation, biological process: microtubule cytoskeleton organization; bicellular tight junction assembly; post-chaperonin tubulin folding pathway. The record is from RefSeq and is a predicted model, not a curated record. Gene Ontology annotation, molecular function: beta-tubulin binding; GTPase activator activity. Gene Ontology annotation, cellular component: lateral plasma membrane. Bases 282 to 3854 code for a protein of 1190 amino acids. The transcript has 39 exons. Lineage: Eukaryota; Metazoa; Chordata; Actinopteri; Scombriformes; Scombridae.